Messenger RNA from Beta vulgaris subsp. vulgaris (sugar beet), 1229 nucleotides. RefSeq lists its product as uncharacterized. The coding region runs from base 168 to 1052 and encodes 294 amino acids. The transcript is spliced from 5 exons. Lineage: Eukaryota; Viridiplantae; Streptophyta; Magnoliopsida; Caryophyllales; Amaranthaceae. Gene Ontology annotation, molecular function: transporter activity. Gene Ontology annotation, biological process: transport. The record is from RefSeq and is a predicted model, not a curated record.
CAGAUCUUUCAAACUCGUCUCUCUUCUCUUCAUGGACCCGCUUCUAUUAAUACUUACUACUUCGUUUUGAUCACUCCAUUUAACUGAUUGAAGUUCCGCAAACCUUAUUAUCGAUCGAAUUCUUGCAAAUCUCGAGUCCAUUCUCUGGAUACUCGUAAAUCCUCAAGAUGUUAGAUUUAACUAAACUGAAUCCCGGUGAAAUUGUCCUAAUAGGAUGUGCAUUUUGUGUACUGCUCACAUUGCAUUUCACGAUACAGCUUCUAUCGCAGCAUCUGUUUUACUGGAAGAACCCUAAGGAGCAAAAGGCUAUUAUUAUCAUUAUCCUCAUGGCCCCUAUAUAUGCUGCUGUCUCUUUUGUGGGUCUGUUGGAUUUUCGUGGCAGCAAAGUAUUUUUCAUGUCUUUGGAAUCAAUCAAGGAAUGCUAUGAGGCUUUGGUCAUUGCUAAAUUUAUGGCAUUGAUGUAUAGUUUCUUGAAUAUAUCCAUCAGUAAGAAUAUAGUGCCUGAUGAAAUCAAAGGAAGGGAAAUUCAUCAUUCUUUUCCAAUGACACUUUUUCAGCCUCACACUGUACGCCUGGAUCACCGAGUACUGAGGCUUCUGAAGCUCUGGACAUGGCAAUUUGUCAUCAUUCGCCCGGUGUUAUCCCUCUUAAUGAUAGUGUUACAACUUCUGGGGCUGUACAUUUCUCCAAUCAGCUGGACUUUCACUAUUAUCCUCAAUGUUUCAGUAUCAUUGGCUCUGUAUUCUUUAGUGGUCUUCUACCAUGUCUUUGCUAAGGAACUUGAACCACACAAGCCGCUUGCCAAGUUCUUGUGCAUUAAAGGCAUCGUCUUCUUCUGCUUUUGGCAGGGAAUUGUACUCGAGAUUCUGGUUGCCAUGGGUGUUAUUCGAUCUCGUCAUUCCUGGUUGAAAGUUGAACUUAUUGAGGAAGGAAUCCAGAAUGUGUUAGUGUGCUUAGAGAUGGUUGUAUUUUCCGUUCUUCAACAAUAUGCCUAUAGUGUCCAACCUUACAGUGGAGAUGUUGGUAAAUGGAAAGUGAAAAAGAAUGAUUAAUUCACGAAAUAGGCUGUUAUAAGUGUAACCUUGUACAACAUAUGUAGCUGAAGGAAAGCAUCGAGGUUGUAUAAUUUAUUUGCAGUUUUGAUGUAAGACACAUUGCUAGAAUUUGAUCGAAUAUGAAUAUUGUCAGGUCAUCUGAAUAAUUAAUCAGUUCAGUUAUCCUAGAAACUA